AUGUUUGAGCCCCUCGAGACGCUGCUGAAAUAUGAUACCCCUGUGUUAAUCAGCAAAACCACAGAUAAAAAGUGCUCAAAGGGGGGGCGUCCAUUUAAAGUGAGCACCCAGCCCCAUGCUGACUCCCCCGUGCCACCGCCACCUAAAGCCAAAUCCUCAGCAUCUCAAGCACCCCCCCAGCAAAAUGAAGACAUACUCAACCUCAUAUUUCCACCCAGGGAAUGGAUGGAAGGAAACCAACUGUGGGUGCAACAAGUGUCCAGUGCACCAUGUACGCGAGCAGAUGUGGUGAAUCUCGAGGAGCAACUAGACAGGAAACUGCAGCAAAGACGCGCCAUAGAGACGGGAAUAUGUCCUGUCCGAAGAGAGCUUUAUACCCAGUGCUUUGAUGAGCUGAUCCGACAAGUGACCAUCAACUGCGCUGAGAGGGGUCACUUGCUGCUGCGGGUCCGAGAUGAAAUCCAGAUGACUAUCGCCGCUUACCAGACUUUCUACGAGAGCAGUGUGGUUUUCGGCAUGCGGAAAGCUCUUCAGGCCGAACAGGACAAGGUGGACAUGGAGAAAACCAUUGCUGUGCUGGAAAAGCAGAAAGAAGAGCUGGUGAAAGAGUUACGUGACGAAAAGGCCAAAUGCGACGCCAUUGAAAAGACUGAAGAGGAAAAACAUGAAGUGCAGGAAAAGAAGUACACAGAACAGAUUCAGUUCCUGAAGAGAACCAACCAGCAGCUUAAGGCCCAGCUGGAGGGGGUUGUGACACCGAAGUAA
This is a messenger RNA of Nerophis lumbriciformis (worm pipefish), 765 nucleotides long. The record is from RefSeq and is a predicted model, not a curated record. NCBI's taxonomy places the organism in Eukaryota, Metazoa, Chordata, Actinopteri, Syngnathiformes, Syngnathidae.